Molecule: messenger RNA, 7982 nt
Organism: Phyllotreta striolata
Lineage: Eukaryota; Metazoa; Arthropoda; Insecta; Coleoptera; Chrysomelidae
Source: the annotation of a GenBank genome assembly
CUCUUUCUUCGCCAGGUAAAAGACAAAAGCCGAUCGCUCGUACCGACUAAAUCAAAUCACCUGCGAAGGCAUUACCUGCAUUCCUACCGUCCAAGAUGGCCGGGGACCGACUUCUAGUACACGAGAAUGCGUGCGAAGAGCACUAAAAUCGCGGAGGCCGUUCGAAAUACUGUUAGACCUGGCGAUGUGCACUUGUUAUCCGACCGGGCGACUCGAUCGAACCCCCGAGAAAAACGUCUUUUUCGAAUAGGAAAUUGAGCAAACACUCGCGAGUGCGAUUUUUCGUUAUACGAAGAUGCGAUUUGUUUUUUUUUUUGUUUUUCGAAAAAAGUGCUCGAUAUUUUUAAAGUGAACUCCGUCGAUGUGUUGUCGGUGUUAUCUUCCGGGUAGUGCAAUAAGUUAAUAUGAGUUUCGCAAAAUUUUUGUACCCUGGAAUAUGUCGCAUAGAGAUUUUACAGAGGUCGAACCCGAAGGUACAACAGAACUACCGGCCGCUAACAGAACUUUAUUCCUCGAAAAGGUUCGCCAAUCGAACGCAGCCUGCCAAAGCGGCGAUUUCCCCACAGCAGUGGCCUUGUACACAGACGCCCUGCAGUUAGACCCGACCAAUCACAUACUGUACUCCAACAGAUCCGCGGCCAAGCUGAAACAAGGCCUCUUCGCUCAAGCCUUGCAAGAUGCCGUCACGGCCAGAGACCUGUGCCCCACGUGGCCCAAGGCUUACUACAGGCAAGGCGUUGCGCUGCAAUGCCUCGGCAGACACGGGGACGCCUUGGCCGCCUUCAGCCAAGGCUUGGCUCAGGAUCCGGCGUCGCAGCAGCUGCUAUCGGCGCUGGUGGAGGCGUCGAUCAAGUCGCCGCUCAGGCACCAUCUCGAGCCCACGCUCGAGCAGCUGGAGGUCAUGAAGCUGGACCAGAGCCCCUUCGUUUUGAUAUCGGUCAUCGGACAGGAACUCCUUGCAGCCGGUCUCUAUCACGCAGCUGUAGCCGUGCUGGAAUCGGCCCUGAGGAUCGGUUCGUGCUCGUUGAAGCUGCGCGGCUCCGUGUUCAGCGCCUUGAGCUCGGCCCAUUGGGCUCUGAAUCAACUGGACCAAGCCAUAGGGUAUAUGCAACAAGAUCUGGCUAUAGCCAAAAGCCUGGGCGAUACGGCUGGAGAGUGCAGAGCCCACGGCAACCUGGGCUCGGCGUAUUUCAGCAAAGGCUCUUACAAAGAGGCUCUGACCGCCCAUAGAUAUCAACUGGUGCUGGCUAUGAAGUGUAAAGAUACUCAGGCUGCGGCUGCUGCUUUGACGUCUCUAGGUCACGUUUAUACCGCCAUAGGUGAUUAUCCCAACGCUUUAGCUUCGCACAAGCAAUGCGUUCAAUUGGUCAAACAAAUCGGCGACAAACUCCAAGAAGCUAGGGAAAUAGGUAACGUUGGAGCCGUCUAUUUGGCAAUGGGAGACUUCGACUCGGCCGUGGAUUGUCACACACAACACCUUAGAAUCGCCAGAAGAUUAGGAAACCAAGUCGAAGAAGCCAGAGCGUACAGCAACUUAGGCUCGAGUCACCAUUACAAACGAAACUUUACCCAGGCUAUAGUCUACCACGAGAAGGUCUUGCGACUAGCGCAGGCCAUCGGAGACAAAUCGGUAGAAGCCAGAGCCUACGCAGGCUUGGGACACGCCGCCAGGUGUGCGGGCGACUACGUGCAAGCCAAACAGUGGCACGAACGCCAACUAGACGUGGCCCUCGCCACUAGAGACAAAGUGGGAGAGGGCAGGGCCUGCUCGAAUCUGGGCAUCGUCUACCAGCUGCUGGGCGAGAACGACGCCGCCUUGAAGCUGCACCAGGCCCAUCUGGCCAUAGCCAGGAACUUCCAGGACAGGGCCGGCAUGGGCCGGGCGUUCGGCAACAUCGGCAACGCCUACUCGGCUGCGGGGUUCUACGAAUCGGCCAUUAAAUAUCACAAGCACGAAUUGACCAUCAGCAAAGAGGUGCACGACCGAAGCUCCGAGGCCAGCACGCACGGUAACUUGGCGGUGGCUUAUCAAGCUCUAGGCGCUCACGAUAUGGCGUUGAUGCAUUACAGGGCACACCUAGAUAUCGCGAGGGAUCUGAAAGAUGCCGCCGGUGAAGCCUGCGCUUUGCUCAAUUUGGCCAACUGUUUGAGCUCGCGGUCCGAAUUUACCGAGGCCAUUCCCUACUACGAGCAAUAUUUGAUGAUAUCCCAGGAACUGUCUGAUGUAGAAGGGGAGGCGAAAGCCUGCCAUUUCUUAGGCUACGCUCAUUACUGCAUAGGUCAUUAUAAAGAAGCUGUGAGGUAUUACGAUCAAGAUUUAGCCUUAGCUAAAGACCUGCAGGAUAAAAUGAACAUGGGAAGAGCCUAUUGUAAUCUAGGCUUGGCACAUUUAGCACUGGGACAGUUGGAUACCGCUUUGGAAUGCCAGAAGUACUUUUUAGCCAUCGUUCAUAUGACCAAUAACCUAACUGGUAAAUUUAGAGCCUUCGGUAACAUCGGCGAUGUACUCAUCAAACUAGACGAAAUAGACGAAGCCAUAAAGAUGUACCACAAGCAAUUAGCCUUAGCCAGAAGUAACAGAGACAGAAACAUGGAAGCCGCAGCCUGUGGAGCCUUAGGAAUGGCCCAUAGAUUAAUCAAAAAGUUCGACAAAGCCUUAGGCUACCACACCCAAGAGCUGACCCUUCGACAGGAAACCUCUGACGUUUCGGGCGAAUGUCGCGCCCACGGGCAUUUGGGGGCCAUCCACAUGUCGUUGGGGAACUACCCUCACGCCGGCAAAUGCUACCAGGAGCAGCUGGAGCGAGCCCAGGAGCUGCAGGACUGCGCUGUCGAGGCGCAGGCCUACGGCAACCUGGGAAUAUCCAAGUUGAACAUGGGCCAUUUCGAAGACGCCAUCGGAUACUUCGAGCAACAGCUGGCUACGCUGGAGAGACUGAGCUCUCCAACUGCUCAGAUGGACAAAGGCAGAGCCUUCGGAAGUUUGGGGGAUUGUUACGACGCUCUGGGAGAUCCGGAGGAGGCCGUGAAAUGCCACGAGCAAUAUUUGGCUAUAUCGUUGAAGAUGAAGAGCCCGAGGGAUCAAGAACGAGCCUACAGAGGAUUGGGACAAUCUCAAAGAUCUCUGGGUAAUCUUCAACAAGCGUUGGUUUGCUUGGAGAAGAGGCUGGUAGUUUCUCACGAGUUGGGCAAUUUGGACGCCAAGGCAGCCGCUUACGGGGAAUUGGGACAACAUCACGCUACUUUGGGGAACUUGGAACAAGCUGUUUCUUGUCUUGAACAUCAAAGAAACAUCGCCUUAGAGCAAAAUGACAAAGUCAUGGAAGUAGACGCCAUAUGCGGCCUCGGAUCGGUCUGCUACCAAAUGGGCGAAUUCGCCACGGCCCUUCGUUACCACACCAACGAGCUCGAGAUAUCCGAGCAACUGGAAAUGCCCAAUUUGCAGAGCCGAGCCUGCGGCAACGUCGGAGCCGUCUACGAAGCCUUGGGCAAUUUGGACGAGGCCGUCAUCUAUCAGAUGCGACACUUGUCCAUAGCCUCGUCGACCAACGACCAAUUGGCCAAGACGGUGGCGUACAGCGCGCUCGGACGAGUCCAUCAGCUGCUGGGGAAUCGCACGCAGGCCGUCAGUUACCUGACGCAGGGAUUGGCGAUUGCCGAGUCGCUCGGUCGGAGGGACGAGGAGGCGAAGAUUCGAAACCGAUUAGGCCUAGCCCUAUGGGCCAACAACGACUUGGAAGGCGCUCAAAAGCAACUGGAAAUAACCACGCACUUGCUGGAAAACAUCAGGAGAGAAGCGAAGAGCACGCAGGAUUACAAACUGUCUUUAUUCGAAUUGCAAUCGUCCAGCUAUCAAGUACUACAACGCGUGCUAGUCUGUUUAAACCGGCACGAGGAGGCUCUUUUGAUAGCAGAAAGAGGAAGGAACAGAGCCUUCGUGGACUUGCUACUCGAACGCCAAGGCUUGAGCGAUUUGAAAAUGAAAUCGAAAAGCAGCAGAUUAGAAGAAUUCGGUAUGAACAACCUGGAUCACAUUAAAGAUAUAGUCAACAGGCAAAGAGCUUCGGUACUCUACUACAGCAUAGCAGCCGGAUUCCUAUACGCUUGGCUAAUUUUACCAACCAAAGGUAUCGUAAAGUUCCACUACGUCCCGCUGACGGAAUCCUCGGACAAUUCCUCCUGCGACAACCUCGAUCCCGUUCCUUCGGGCACCGGGAUGCUGGAGAAGCUGGUGAACUCGGUCAGAGACAGCCUCGGAUUGGAAGCCUCCCCGUGCCCCACCAUAGCGGAGGACCACGCCGACGACGUCUCGUCGGAGCGAACGGGUUUCCUGAGGAUGGUGAACCGGCAACAUCUCAUGAACUCCAGCAAUUACUCGUUGAGUUCGCUGUUCUCGCUGGGCAGCGUAGGCGGCUCGGUGGCGUCGCUGCAGGGGAGCACUAGAUCGAGCGCGAGCGCUCAGGGUUCCACCAGAAUGGGCAUACGCCAGAGCUGGAAGGGCCCGAGUUGCUUGCACACCCUCUACACCAUGCUGCUCCAGCCUUUCGACGAGUACCUAACCACCAAGAGCUCCUCGAAAGAGAGCUCCCAUCGAAGGGAAUUGAUCCUGGUGCUCGAAGGCGAUUUGUAUUUAGUACCGUUUCCUCUACUGCGAUCGGCUAACGAGAAUUCCGAGUACUUGUGCGAGAGAUUUUCCUUGUUUGUGGUGCCCAAUUUGAGCACGCUCAGGUCCGGAAGGCUCCGGAAACAGGACGAAACCGUAAGGAGUUUGGUCGUGGGUAAUCCGAAAUUACCGAACGCCGUUACCGAGCACUGGGGCUGGAAGGAUAUACCCCAAUCCGAGCAGGAGGCCGUGAUGGUGGCCGAGCUUCUCCAAACGCAAGCUUUGACAGGAUCACUCGCCACCAAAGAGCAAGUUAUCAAUCAAAUCCAAGAAGCCGAGUGUAUACAUUUCGCCACUCACGUCUCCUGGAAGUUGUCUUCUUUGGUACUAAGUCCAGGUGAAGUUUUAGACCAAACUCAAUCGAAGCGCUUGUAUAUAACCGAUAACAUAGAAGAAGAAGAUAACAACGAGUUAUCAGUAUCGGCGGAACUACCGCCCAUUUCAGAGUUUCUUCUCAGCGCAACCGAUAUACUGUCAUUGAAGCUUUCGGCUCGAUUAGUCGUGAUAAGCUCAUCGCAUACGCGGGAAUCCCAAGGUUGGGCGACCUCGGACGGUUUGGUCGCUUUGGUACGUUCCCUUCUAGCAGCAGGAGCUCAAGCAGUACUGGUUUCCUUAUGGCCUGUACCGGAUACGGCUACUAAAAUCCUCCUCAGAGCAUUCUAUUCGGCUCUGCUGCAGGGAACUCGAGCUGCUAGAGCUUUGGUCGAAGCUAUGCAAACUGUCCAACACACCAAGCACUUUGCCCAUCCUGCGAAUUGGGCGGGUUUCGUGCUCGUGGGCUCCAACGUUAGGUUGUCCAAUAAAGUGGCUCUGAUGGGUCAAGCGCUCUGCGAAUUGCUGCAGCAUCCAGAAAAAUGCAGGGAUGCCUUAAGAGUAACCUUGCAUUUGGUCGAAAAAAGCUUGCAAAGGAUCCACAGGGGCCAGAAGAACGCCAUGUACACCACCCAGAAGUCCAUAGAAAAUAAAGUGGGGUGCGUUAACGGUUGGAAGGAGCUGCUGAUGUCGGUGGGAUUCAGAUUCGAGCCGGCUUCAAACGGAAUUCCCAGCAGCGUGUUUUUCCCGCAAUCCGAUCCAGACGAUAGGUUGACCCAAUGCUCGGCCAGUCUUCAAGCCCUGCUUGGUUUGACUGGUACUUCCAUUCAAGCACUGUCCAAAUUGACCUCCAAUUCUGAUGUGGCCGAUGAGAUAAUAGCUGUUAUCCAGGCGGCUUUGACGCAGUUCUCUUCCAAGGGCGUUGAGAGUGAUAGCGUGGACGUGGCUUUACACGUGAGGUUGUGGCGAGUCCCAGGUUGCCAUGAACUCUUCGCUUCACUAGGUUUCGAUCUAAUAGACGUGGGGCAGGAUAAAGUGACUCUGAGAACUGGAAAGCAAGCCAAUAGACGAAACAUACAAUUCACAAUGCAAGCUUUAUUAGCUCUAUUUGAUACCCAAGAAGCACCGAAAAGCCUCACCAUAGACUCCUCGAGCAGUCUGGAAUCCCUGGCUUCAAUCGAUAACGAUUUCUCGCAUUCCGAUAACGAAUUGAACUGCGUUUCUUCCACACCCACCAGCAAGUCACUUCCUAGGAUCCCUCCUCCAUUUUCCAGAACUGUGUUGCCCAGCAAAAGGUUAGGUGGGGCUUUUACUUCGUACGUAAGAAGAAGAGGAGAACCUGAUGGAAGAACGGCUAAUCCGCCCGAUGGCAAGUCAACAUUAGAAGCAAAAUUGAGGAAAAACAUGACUUUGGCCAGACCGGGCGGUGGAGAAUCCGACGCUGCUUUCACGCCCAGCCCACCGGUUGUUCUACAGCCGGAGAAUCAAACCAUGGCACUGUCGCUCGCCCAUCAAUCCAGAAUAAAGCACCUGUAUUCCCAAAACGACGGUAAAAGCGACACCAUGAGGCCCGAUAGCUCCAGCUCCACCAGCUCUGCCACAGAUUGGGAAAACGGCCAUGCGACUAUCCUUAGACGGCAAACCCAGAACCAGGUGCCACCUUUGCCGCCUCCGCGCGUCCAGCCCCUUCCGGAUCUGCCGCUGUACAACAACCUUCCUGCAGGUAUGUUCGAGAACAGUUCCGACAGCGAUUUGGAGAAAAUGGAGGCCAAACUCUUCACCUCGGCGUUCAAGAGUAAAAUCGCCCACAAGAAGCCGCGGAAUCCGCUCAACGUCUUCGACAGAUCCGCGGCCAAAGCGACGACGACGGGACAGCUGCUGCAGGAUGCAGGGAGAAAGCAGAUGGCUCAGCCGGACGAGGAGGCUUCGCCCGCUAACGAUAGAUUGUACUUUUCGCCCGGUGAAGAGGGAGAGAACGAUGUGACUGUUGCAGGAACGUCGGGCGGGGAUAUUCACGGUACUGAACAGGAUUUGGGCAGAGCUGAAGGAAAAUCGGGCGGGUCUUCAUUGACUAUUCAUGAUACGAUUUUGGCCACCCAACUGAGACACAUCAACAGGGAAUUGACUCCGACAAUAUCAGAGGUGUAUCAUGAGAGAAACAUCGGUUUGGGACUGGCUCCAUCCCUGUCCAAAUUGCUGCUCAGCCAGUCCCAACCAGCCAUUAAGACUGAUAACUCCGUUUUGGAGAAAAUUAACAUGGGUUUGGUGGAUGAUGAAGUGGAUGCCAAUGACGGGAAGAACGCUGCAAAAGUAAAGGGAAAGUUCAAUAAACCUUGGUUGGUGGAGAACGCGGGAGCUUUGCAGCAAAUCCAAAGCUCCGAUUUGACGACUGCUGAUAUCCUGGAGAGGGAGGUGAAAAAUAAGAAAAGCAUUAUGAGGAUCGAACAGAAGACCACCAAGGACGAUCAGGACCCCAAACGCAUCUCGCCCUUCUCGGAGAUGUCUCGCAGGGACGAAGGAGACGGCAGGAGCAUAGCCGAUUCGAACUACUCCAGCUACAAAAACCAAUACUCGUCCUACCAAUCCGUCGACAGCAAGUCCAAAACUCAGCCGAAGAUCCGAGCCUUAUCAUCCCACAGAAGAAUCUUACCCAACUAACUCGAAAUUUAUUUUACGUUGUACAAGAUGUCGGAAAGCUUUAAUAAAUACUAUCUAUUAUUUACAUUCGUUUUGUUCAAAACAACGAUUAAUUUAACCAACCAUCAGGUGUAAUUUAGGCUUCCUUUAAAGUCGACACGCUCAGGUCGGCCUUCGAUUUGAUCGAAAUUGUUUCAAUAGAUUUUGUUUGUAACUCCAGCUCAGUUAAAUCAAUAUUGAACGUAACAGGCGGAAGUUCCUUUUCCACAGUUUUAUCACCGAAUCUAGUCAGAGCCCUGAGUUCCCUGGCCUUGGCCUUCACGUUAUGCGGAUCCACCACCAUGUUCCUCUUCUUCUGCCCGUCUGGAAU